Arabidopsis thaliana (thale cress) is the source of this 282-nucleotide messenger RNA. RefSeq lists its product as uncharacterized. The transcript has 2 exons. The record is from RefSeq and is marked reviewed. The coding region runs from base 1 to 282 and encodes 93 amino acids. NCBI's taxonomy places the organism in Eukaryota, Viridiplantae, Streptophyta, Magnoliopsida, Brassicales, Brassicaceae.
AUGCUCUACAAGGAACGCUUGACAGGGAACGCUUGCUUAGUGGAUAUAGAUUUACGGGGAUUGGCAUUAGGUUUUGUGGAUCCGUGUCGAGUAGCAAGGAAGCAUGGGGAGAUCGGCACGACUUUAAGUUAUGUCGUGGAUCAUGUCUUCGUCAUGCAUUUUAGUAAAGGAAAUGAUCUUUGUAUGUGCGAGAUCGAGCUCGGCUUAACCGUAACUGGUAGUUUGAUUCAGCAUGAUAUUGUUUGUUAUUUGGGAGCGAGACUAAGCUUGACUUCAGAUUAG